AUGAUGCGGAUUUUAAUAUUUGUUACCCUUCUGGCUUUCUGCCGGGGGCAAGGUGAGUUGGGUGACCUGGAUUCAGUGUUUAAACACAUUUUCGGAAACCCCAACAGCCAGACUACAGCGAACCCCUUACCUCAAGCUUCAACGUUGGUAUGGAGGAUUUCCGAUAAUGAGGUUGGCGACAAGAGCUGCAAGAUGGAGGACGGCAGAAUAGGCGAAUGCGUCAGAUACUAUUUAUGUAACGCAAACAACUCCGCCAUCACUGACGGUAUUGAUAUCAUUGAUAUUCGAAUCGUGCCUGCGAGCGACAAUGAGCCCAACGGCCAGAAGCUGAAUGUCUACUUCUGCGGUGGAUCCCUGAUCCAUCCUAGUAUUGUGCUGACGGCAGCGCACAAUGUCGCCGGAGCUAAAGCUCUAGUGGCCAGAGCUGGAGAAUGGGAUACCCAAACCACUAAGGAGAUCUAUCCACACCAGGAUAGGGACGUGGCCAGAAUCGAGGUUCACAAAUACUUUAACAAAGUCAAGGCCUUCUAUGACAUUGCAUUGCUAUUCCUGGCACAACCCAUGGAUUUGACACCAAACGUCGGUGUAGUAUGUCUGCCACCACCACGCGAGAGAGUCCCUGGUGGCACUAGUUGCUUUGCUUCCGGUUGGGGCAAGGACAAGUUCGGGAAGGAGGGAAGAUACCAGUUUAUCCUCAAAAAGGUGGAAGUGCCGGUUGUCGAACGGUCGACAUGUCAAACACAACUACAGAAUACGAGCCUUGGCCACUCCUUCGAACUGCACACUUCGUUCAUGUGCGCUGGUGGGGAAGCUGGCAAAGACACCUGCGAAGGGGACGGUGGUUCACCACUGAGCUGCCCUAUUGAGUACGAAACAGAUCGCUACAUGCAGAGCGGCAUCGUGACCUGGGGAAUCGGUUGCGGUGAAGUCGGCAUACCCGGAGUGUACGUGGACGUCUCGAACCUUCGCAACUGGAUCGACGACCAAGUGGCCGGCGCUGGCUACGAUCCAAUGACCUACACCAUUUAA
Messenger RNA from Parnassius apollo (apollo), 1029 nucleotides. The record is from the annotation of a GenBank genome assembly. Lineage: Eukaryota; Metazoa; Arthropoda; Insecta; Lepidoptera; Papilionidae.